Molecule: messenger RNA, 498 nt
Organism: Odontomachus brunneus
Lineage: Eukaryota; Metazoa; Arthropoda; Insecta; Hymenoptera; Formicidae
Exons: 3
Coding region: 3-479 (158 amino acids)
Source: RefSeq, a predicted model, not a curated record
CCAUGUCGUCCACGCGCACCUUGCAUGCGUGGAUCGCGAACGACUGCAUUGUCAUGGCGCACGGAUGCGUUCCAGCACACUCAAGGAAUACGUCGAGAGAUACGUCGGUAUCCUCUGUUACACCUGUACAGUUUGCGUUCACAAUUUCGACUUGGAAAUACAUUUUAGUGACGUUGGAGAAGCUCUUGACACCUCUCGAUCUCUCACAUUCUCCAGUCGUCCCGCCAAUUGUCCUUCCUUCGAUCUCUGAACGUAGGAAUCGUCGUUUGAGCGCAAAAGGAAGUUCAAACAAUCGGAAUCUCGUUCAUCGAAAGAUAACGCACAGAAACGAGAAACAGCGAGCAAGGAAGGAAGGAAGGAAGGAAUUGUCGGCGGACGCAGCACGACGGGAAAAGGCCCGAAGAAAUAAUUUAUUAACGCGAGCGCGCGCGCUCGACACCCACACGGUUUUCACGCUGAUGCCAUGUAUGGACGCAUGACGUCAACGUUACUUUGCGU